Molecule: messenger RNA, 2014 nt
Organism: Drosophila elegans
Lineage: Eukaryota; Metazoa; Arthropoda; Insecta; Diptera; Drosophilidae
Gene: nrv2
Product: sodium/potassium-transporting ATPase subunit beta-2
Exons: 8
Coding region: 801-1772 (323 amino acids)
Biological process (GO): potassium ion import across plasma membrane; sodium ion export across plasma membrane; intracellular sodium ion homeostasis
Cellular component (GO): sodium:potassium-exchanging ATPase complex
Molecular function (GO): ATPase activator activity
Source: RefSeq, a predicted model, not a curated record
UUACUUUGCGGGAAAAUGGAAACUAAGGGUAUCGUGAUAAUUUUUGCGAUUAUUAUUACACUGAUUGUUAUUAUAAACAUUCUUCUCAUCGCCUAUAUUGCAAUGGACUGCUGGUAUAAGGAACAGGUGUAUGCUAAUGCGAUGCGUCCGGAUCCUGCAAUACAACCAAGGCAAAUUCCAAUACGUCGUGACGGUUGGUGGUUUAUACCUUCCUCAGAAUGAAUCAACAAAUAGUACUAGCUGCGAUCGGCAUAACAGUAAUUCUGUGCCUGAUCAUUUUGAACAUACUCUUUAUAUACUUUAUAAUCGACAAUCCUUACCAAAUGUCUACUAAGAAAAUUAAAACAACCGAGGCGCCAACCACUACCGAAGAACCAGUGACAGAAGAAGAGAUAAAUGAACCUCCGGAGGCGGCAGAGGGUCCCGGAGAAGGCGGCGAAGCACCGGCCGCAGAAGGCUAAAAACUAUUUUUCAGACUCGGACACAUCAUCACCCCCGGUCGGCGUGGCUAGGUCUUUCUUGUCAAAUUCGGAUCAGUGUCGCGCGGCGCUCAGCGGUGUCAACUUGUCGUGUGCAGCGCAAAUUCCCAGUCCCAGUAUCAGUACCAGUACCAGUGAUAGUUAUAGUGCCAGUAUAACACAGCGUAGUCCCAGGCCAAGAUCAAACAGGAGCUCAUCUGGACUUGCACUCAAACCGAUCCUUCAGUAGCCAAGCCAACGACAUUCCAAAUCCCAAGUACCAAGCCCUAACCCGAACCAAAACCCGAACUGAGGAAGCGCCAGCUGCCGAAGCGCGGAAGAAUGCCGACCAUCACGGAGGACUGCAUCGAUGGCUUCCAGCAGUACUACUCGCGGCCGCCGGAGAGGCCCAAGAAGAAGUCGCUGAAGCAGAUGGUCUACGACUCGGAGGACAACUCCUACUUCGGUCGCUCCAUCGACAGCUGGGCCAAAAUUGGAAUCUUCUAUGUGGCCUUCUACGGAGUCCUCGCCGCCCUGGUGGCCAUCUGCAUGUGGGCCUUCUUCCAAACCCUCGACCCUCGCAUUCCCAAGUGGACACUGGACCGCUCCCUGAUCGGCACAAACCCAGGUUUGGGUUUCCGCCCCCUGCCACCCGUUGACAACGUGGAAAGCACCUUGAUCUGGUACAAGGGCACUCAGCAUGAGAACUACAAGCACUGGACGGACUCCCUCGAUGACUUCCUUGCGGUUUACAAAGUACCUGGAUUGACUCCCGGUCGUGGCCAGAACAUCUACAACUGCGACUACAACCAGCCGCCGCCGAAGGGUCAGGUGUGCGACGUGGACAUCAAGUCGUGGUCUCCCUGCACCAAGGAGAACAACUACAGUUACCACAAGAGUGCCCCCUGUAUUUUCCUCAAGCUCAACAAAAUCUAUGGGUGGAUACCGGAGUAUUACAAUGAUUCGCAGGACUUGCCCGAAUCCAUGCCUUUGAGUUUGAAGACGUACAUCGGGGAGGUCCAGAAGACGCAGCCACACAAGCUAAACACCAUCUGGGUGUCGUGCGAGGGCGAGAAUCCAGCCGAUCAGGAGAACAUUGGAGCCGUCAACUACCUGCCAAUCAGGGGCUUUCCCGGCUACUUCUAUCCCUACCAGAACUCCGAGGGCUACUUGAGUCCCUUGGUGGCCGUACACUUCCAGCGGCCCAAACGCGGAAUCAUCAUCAACGUCGAGUGCAAGGCUUGGGCUCGCAACAUUGUGCACGAUCGCAAGGAAAGGAUCGGUUCGGUCCACUAUGAGCUCCUCAUCGAUUAAAGUUUAUCGAAUAUUACCUAUAACACAUUGUAAAACAGAAGAAUCUCCGUUGAGCAAGAAUCUCGGACCCGAGGGGUGAGGACGUCGUUCAAUAUCGUCUAAGACAAUCCUACCAGAGGCAAACCACCUGAUGUUUGUUGUAGUGAAAAUUGUGAAAGGUUCAGAUUUCAGUUUGUAAUUUAAAACUCAAAAUUGUUUAAUUGUAUUUUUUCCUGACAUAUAAAUACAAGUUAUAACCAAGA